AUGAAGAAGAUCAUGGCCGACGAGAAGCUGGCCGAGAUGGCCCUCGCCGACCCCAAGCGCGUCAAGAGGGUGCUGGCGAACCGGCAGUCGGCGGCGCGGUCCAAGGAGCGCAAGAUGCGGUACAUCGUGGAGCUGGAGCAGAAGGUGCAGAUCCUGCAGACGGAGGCCACCACGCUCGCCGCGCAGAUCAACCUCCUGCAGUUGACUGAUGGUUCGAAUUCGAUGGCGCAGCGCGACUCGUCGGCGGUGGCGACGCAGAACAACGAGCUGAGGUUCCGGCUGCAGGCCAUGGAGCAGCAGGCGCAGCUGCGCGAUGCUCUGAACGAGGCGCUGACAGGCGAGGUCCAGCGCCUCAAGAUCGCGACCAUCGAGCUCGGCAUCGGCGACUCCUGCUCCUCCAACGGCAUGGCCCAGCAGCACAACCUCAUGUUUCAGCAGCAGCAGCAGCUGCAGCAGGCUACACCCAUACCAUUCUACCAGCUGCAGCACCAACAACAGCAGCAGCAGCAGCAGCAGAACGGCACAGCCAGCAAGCAUGAAUCAAGAGAGUGA
Triticum turgidum subsp. durum (durum wheat) is the source of this 552-nucleotide messenger RNA. Lineage: Eukaryota; Viridiplantae; Streptophyta; Magnoliopsida; Poales; Poaceae. The record is from the annotation of a GenBank genome assembly.